AAGGGGGAGGUGGUUGCUGUUUCGUUGUUGAAGGGUAUAUGUUUUGACUUCUUCGGUCAAUAUAUUAGGCUUCUACGCGCACUGGCUUGGAUUCGAUAUUGGAGCUUUGACCUGUACUGGCUUGGAUUCGAUAUUGAAGCUUCGACGCGCGCGCGCUUGGCACUUGAAUCUUGGAUCUGUGAACGGCAAGACGGCACAAACGGGAGAAGGAAGAAGGAAGGAAGCUACUGAGGCGGCUUCGUAUCCAUCCAUAUAGUAGUUACAACAAUCCACCUUUACUACCUACUACCCCACGACACAAAGAAGGCCACCAAUCUAUCUACCUCUCUAUAACAAUAGCACACCUCGACGUAGGCCAAGCCCUCGUAUCGCCGGGAAUAUCGAUCCUUCACCUCCAUCUCCACCUCACAACACAACAAAGAUCAAAACUGCGCGGAGAAAGGAUUCUCAAAAAGAAAGACCCUCGCUCGCACCACACACCACCCAACCAACAUCCACCAGCAAUUACCCAGCAAAUUACCCAGCCAUACCACCCCCUCCGACUCUCCCACGGCGCCAACCACCUCAAGCGCCCUCCUCGCAUCAAACGCAUACAUACCAUGACACCCCGCCCUCGCAUGUCCUCGCUCUCCCUACGCCCCAGUCUCCUCUCCCGCGCCUCCUCACAUUCCAACAACAUGCUCCACGCGCGCUCGCCGGCCGGUUCCCCCUCUCCCGGCGGCGGUAUAGAGUGGUCUUCAUAUUUCAUGACCUCCGCGUCCGCAUCAUCGCCGUCCGCGGAGAUGGCGCAUUAUGGCGGGUGUACGUGCAACCCGUGGAUGAAUGGUCCCGGGAGUGGGUAUACACCGACUUCUCAGUUACCACCACAGCAGCAGCAGCAGAAGUCCACACAACAGCAACAGGGGCAGACACAGAGUGACCCGCUCAACCGAUCCCACCGCCCCGUCACCGACACCCGCACGCCUACGCCGCUGUCUGCGCGCGGCGGCGCCGAUAUUGGAAGCUACUUCUCCCCUUGGAGCUCCGAGUGCGCGCACACGCCGCCGCUCGGCUCGCGCGGAGCGGACGGCGAGGUUAUUAAGACGAGGGAGCAGGACGGAUUUUUCGCCCACAGAACUACACAUACACUUACACAUACUUCUCCCACUUCCGCAUCAACCGCCUCUACAGCAGCAUCAUCAGCAGUACCGCAGAUACACCUCCAACACCGACAUACCCACGCCCACAACCAGACACGUCCGCACCUCCGCCCACCACCACCGCCCACCACAGUAACAUUCCCGCUCACAAUGGCUGUAGCGCAGGGGAAAUACCACCCUUCUAACUACCGCAACCCCUCGCCGCCCUCUUCCUCCGCCCACCUUUCAUCCACCACCACAAGCUCACCCCUCAUCACCACCUCUCCCCCUUCCGCAUCCCCGCCGACAACAACACAAACACAAUCCCCACUCUCCCCCCCGGCACAGCAGGCACCAGAUACCCGCCGCCUCCUCCUCCAGUACCAGCGCGACAUGGUGGAGGCGGCGGCGCGGGCGGCGCAGUUGAGUAUUUCCCGCUCGCCGGCGAGUCCGAGGCUGGGGCCGUUGGGGAGUCCGGGGCCGGUUACGCCGUGGGAGUUGGAGGGGGAGGGGAGUGGGGGGGGUUGGUUGGAACGGAAGGGGUCGGCGGCGGCUACUGAGGCGGGGAAGGAGGGGGGGGAGAGGGGGGAGGCGUGA
This is a messenger RNA of Pseudogymnoascus verrucosus, 1715 nucleotides long. RefSeq lists its product as uncharacterized. The record is from RefSeq and is a predicted model, not a curated record. The transcript has 3 exons. The coding region runs from base 600 to 1715 and encodes 371 amino acids. NCBI's taxonomy places the organism in Eukaryota, Fungi, Ascomycota, Leotiomycetes, Thelebolales, Thelebolaceae.